Dovyalis caffra is the source of this 1716-nucleotide messenger RNA. NCBI's taxonomy places the organism in Eukaryota, Viridiplantae, Streptophyta, Magnoliopsida, Malpighiales, Salicaceae. The record is from the annotation of a GenBank genome assembly.
AUGGCAUUUCACCGGCGGCGCAACCACUAUUACAACCGUUUCCGGUCUGUUCUUCCUUUGAUAUCCGCUAUUUCUGGAGUUCUUCUCAUUCUAUUUGGUCUUCUCUCAUUUCUCGCUCCUACUCCGAUUGAUACUAAUCAUCCCCAUCAUGAGACCUUGUUGUACUCUACAAAUGAUGCUGUUGAAGAUACGAUCGGAGAACCUGUUCUUCACAUACCAAAAAAAGGGAGGAAGGAUCGUGAUAUUUGGAGCUCGAGAAAUGCGAAAUAUUACUAUGGAUGCAGUAAUGCUAGCAGCAAGUUUGCUAAUGCUGAUGCUGUUACACGACCCAGUCGGUACUUGUUGAUUGCUACCAGUGGAGGCUUAAAUCAGCAAAGGACUGGGAUUACAGAUGCUGUUGUUGCUGCUCGUAUUUUGAAUGCUACUCUUGUUGUUCCAAAGCUAGACCAGAACUCUUUUUGGAAAGAUUCAAGUGAUUUUUCAGAGAUUUUUGAUGUUGAUUGGUAUAUUUCUUCUCUGGCAAAUGAUGUCAAAAUCAUUAAAUCCCUCCCAAGAAGGGGAGGGAAAACUUGGAUUCCACAUAGGAUGCGUGUUCCAAGGAAGUGUAGUGAGAGAUGUUAUCAAAAUCGUGUAUUACCUGUUCUCUUAAAAAGGCAUGCAAUUCAGCUCACAAAGUUUGAUUACAGACUCGCAAAUAAGUUGGAUACACAAUUGCAAAAGUUGAGAUGUAGAGUCAACUACCAUGCUUUAAAGUUUACUGAUCCUAUUCUUCAAAAGGGUGAGAAAUUGGUCCAUCAAAUGAGGAUGAAAAGCAAGCAUUUCAUUGCCUUGCACCUGAGGUUUGAACCUGAUAUGCUGGCAUUCUCUGGAUGCUAUUACGGUGGAGGAGACAGGGAAAGGAAGGAACUUGGUGCCAUAAGGAAGAGGUGGAAAACUUUACACGCAAACAACCCUGAUAAGGAAAGGAGGCAUGGAAAAUGCCCACUAACUCCAAAAGAAGUUGGUCUUAUGUUGCGAGCACUGGGUUAUGGCAGUGACGUUCAUAUUUAUGUGGCAUCCGGAGAAGUGUAUGGAGGGGAAGAGACAUUGGCACCCUUAAAAGAACUCUUCCCAAACUUCUAUACAAAGGAGACUUUAGCCAGCAAGGAGGAACUGGAACCAUUUUCUUCAUUUUCUUCAAGGAUGGCUGCACUUGACUUCAUUGUUUGCGAUGAAAGUGAUGUAUUUGUUACUAACAACAAUGGUAAUAUGGCUAGAAUUUUAGCAGGACGAAGGAGAUAUUUUGGACACAAACCCACCAUUCGUCCAAAUGCUAAAAGGCUUUAUAGACUGUUCUUGAACCAAACUACCAUUUCAUGGGAAGCAUUUGCCUCUAAAGUGCGUACUGCUCAGAGGGGCUUCAUGGGGGAGCCAAAGGAAGUCAGGCCAGGCAGGGGAGAGUUUCAUGAGAACCCACACACCUGCAUUUGUGAAGAUAAUAAAGCCAAGGCAAAGAAAAAUUCAGGACCUAGAAAAUAUGGGAAGGGGUAUGAUGCACUGGGAGAUGAUGUACCAAGUGACUAUCAGAACAUUGACGAUGAGCCAGAAUUGCCUGAUCCUGAUGAUGAUGGAUACCAAGAUGGUCCUCAAGAGAAAGGUCAGUUCAAUGAAACAGGUAUGGAUUAUGAUGGAUUCACCAAUGAAGAACCUGAGUUGGAAGAAAUUCUUUCAGACUAG